CGCCGUUGGAGGGAAAGAGCAAACACACCGGACACACCAACAGCGCAAGCAGCGCAAGCAACGCUCACUCUCACACACACUCAACACACUCACCACGACCAAGCAACGUUCCUUCCGCUCGCUCAUUCGCACACACACACACACACACACAUCCCCUGCUUGCUGACAACGGACGCGACCAUGUUGAGGCGAAAGAAGCAGCCGCCGUCGACACAUUUGAGCUUGGCGUUUCAGGAUGUGGCUGGCGUUCCAAGGGACGUGGAUGGCUCGCCAUACAAGUCGCUGGACCUGUCACACAACCGAGUCUCCAAGCUGCAUUCACUCAAGACCUUCACCAACCUGGAAUCCCUCGUGCUGGACAACAACAAGAUUGGCACACACGUGCAGUUCCCUUUUCUACCACACCUCACGCGUCUCUGGCUCAAUAACAACGAGGUUGACAACCUCGUCAUCUUCAUCGACAAGGUUGCGGUACAGUUCCCAAAGCUGAAGGAGCUGUCCAUGCUGAACAAUCCAGCGGCGCCCUCCUUUUUCAACGGCGGCACAAAGGACGAAUAUCACGCCUACAGAUUGUAUGUCAUCUCGAGAAUACCAACGCUGGAGGUGCUGGACCAGAGCAAGGUGACCGUGGAGGAGCGAAAGGCGGCCGUGAAGAUGAAGACGUAGGCCAACCCUCUCAUCCUUGUUUCCUUCCUGCUAUGUAUCUUCCCCAACCACGUGACUUCCCCCCAACCAACCCACAUGCAGCUUGUAGUUACCUUGCUUGACUGACCCUUCCUUCCCUUCCGGAUGUUGUUUGUGUUGCUUGCUACAACGGCACACGCACAUAUCCGCCCGUGCUCCCUCCCAGAUUGCCGCACAACCAUUACACAUUUUUCAACAUC
Salpingoeca rosetta is the source of this 884-nucleotide messenger RNA. RefSeq lists its product as uncharacterized. Bases 181 to 666 code for a protein of 161 amino acids. The transcript has 4 exons. Lineage: Eukaryota; Choanoflagellata; Craspedida; Salpingoecidae. The record is from RefSeq and is a predicted model, not a curated record.